Radiomyces spectabilis is the source of this 745-nucleotide messenger RNA. RefSeq lists its product as uncharacterized. The transcript has a single exon. The record is from RefSeq and is a predicted model, not a curated record. NCBI's taxonomy places the organism in Eukaryota, Fungi, Mucoromycota, Mucoromycetes, Mucorales, Radiomycetaceae. Bases 352 to 582 code for a protein of 76 amino acids.
GAUCACACUCGGUUGAUUGGCUUCCGAUGGUGCGAAGUUCCGACAGAGGAGCACGUCGAAUUUGCAUUGACCCCAACACAUGGACGCGAACCGCAACAACAAGUUUCACGAUGGUCUGGGAUACGAUAUCAAUGUGCGUAGUCGUUUCGUCAUGGAAGGGUCAAGCAAUAAUGUCCAAGGAAGAACAUUGAGCACACCCAGGAAGAUACUGUCAAGACACUCCAUGCGUCAAUCGAGAUCCUGAACUCGUUCGUCUGUCGCCAUCCCCCUGCGUCCUUCGCGAGUCUUUGCUCUGCCGCUUCAUUUUCGGUCCAGUGUGUUUGCGCUACAAUCGCUCUCUCAAGCACCACCAUGGACUGCGACAACAUUGGUGCAUAUAUACACUCAGAAGUACGGUCAGCAGAUAUCCCGCUCACCUUUGAAGACCGUACCUCAGCGAUGUAUGUAUUCGAACUGAUCGUCUACCUGUAUACGUCCCUUCGAGAGCAAGAGACCAUCUUGGAACAGAUAAUGAAAGAAAGUUCUGGUUUCAUUCCUGUUGAUGACCAAGAUCGUGGAUUAUGCGUUCUGGCUGGAACAUGAAUCGUUUACUUUUCAUAUUUAUGCUACUAUCCAUUAGCUAUGGCUUACCGUGAAUGCAAGGAAUGGCAUGUCGAAAGUGUAGACGUUGACUUGCGAUGGGCUUAAACCCUGUCGCCAAAUGUGUAUUACAGGGUUUAAUAAUGCUUGCAACGCGCAACAAGAA